Molecule: messenger RNA, 780 nt
Organism: Oncorhynchus tshawytscha (Chinook salmon)
Lineage: Eukaryota; Metazoa; Chordata; Actinopteri; Salmoniformes; Salmonidae
Product: zinc finger protein 292-like
Exons: 5
Coding region: 38-757 (239 amino acids)
Biological process (GO): regulation of transcription by RNA polymerase II
Cellular component (GO): nucleus
Molecular function (GO): DNA binding; DNA-binding transcription factor activity, RNA polymerase II-specific
Source: RefSeq, a predicted model, not a curated record
CGGUCGCUGUAGCUACGCGCUAGGCCAGACGAGCAGUAUGGCGGAAGAAGAGAGUGAAUUUGAGUUGGAAGAUUUUAAAAAAGAAUUGAAGAGUUUAUUUGUCAGUAGUUCAAGUGAAGAAUACGGACUUCAAAGCAAGUUAUAUUGUGUACGGUUCUGUAAGUUGGUGGAGGUGUAUUCAGGACGUUGGCAGGUACCCUUGCCACAGCUGCAGGUGCUCCAGACUGCUCUAUGUUCCUUUGUCCAAGCCUCGGCCUGCUUCCCGUCUGACUGUGAACAUGUAUGCUACACACUGAGUAGCCUUGCCCUGAGUGCUUUUGAGCUCUUGCUGUUUUUGAACAGAAAUAAGAUCCUGCAGGAUCCCUUGAAAAAAAUCCUUGAUUCGUUCCAGGAAUGUUUUUCCCAGCUGGAGAGACACCAGAACAUCCACCUGCUGCAGGUGGGACAGAUCAUCAGAGAGAAGGGACCGUGGACCAACCCCAUACUACAGGCCAUCCUGAAGGACUCACAACUGCCCCGGGAUGAAGUGGACCGCUACCUAGGCUCAGAGGUGCCAGUGUUCUUUGAGCUGCGUGUUCGUUACCUGCUGUCCAGUGAGAUGUUCACCGAGGCGGUGGUCUUGGCUAAGACCUGCUCUCAGCAUCCCGUUGCCGGGCGACACCUGUUCUUCCGACAGGCCUACCUCACCUGCCUGUUGAAGGCAUCGCUCCCUCGCCAUAUGCACGAAGAGGUGAGGGGAACAAACUUUGGUUAUUAGGAUUCCUGGGUUCUGGAUAAUAG